This is a messenger RNA of Tuber aestivum (summer truffle), 1772 nucleotides long. The record is from the annotation of a GenBank genome assembly. NCBI's taxonomy places the organism in Eukaryota, Fungi, Ascomycota, Pezizomycetes, Pezizales, Tuberaceae.
UAUUCUAUAACGACCUUGAAAACGUUCAUGACCUUCAAGACGAGCAUGACAGCGCCAGUUGACCAAAAACAGGAUUUAUUCCAAGAUAUCGGAGCGACAGUCGAGAGCGUUGCGGGUGGCGCCACCAGUCAGGUUGGAAAUGACGAGGACCAGACAAACACUGAGGAACCUCAAGUUGUUGACAAUAUCGGUGCGCCGGCUUAGCUCCUGCUCCGCAACACAUGCAAAGCGAGACUAACAGAGGAUAAUUUACUUCGUUAGAGUCACUAUGCAUGAACUGCCACGAACAGGGCACCACCAGACUCCUCCUGACCCGAAUACCCUUCUUCCGUGAAGUGGUAAUAAUGUCUUUCGACUGUCCGCACUGCCACUUCCGCAGCAACGAGAUACAAUCCGCGGGAGUGAUCCAAGAGCGCGGGUGCACGUACACCUUCAAAGUAGAGUCAAAGCUUGACCUCGACCGCCAGCUUGUCAAGUCCGAAACCUGCACAGCAAGAUUCGUCGAGCUAGAUUUGGAGAUACCGGCCCAGCGUGGCCAGUUAACUAAUAUCGAAGGUCUACUAAGUCUCGUGCUGGAAGAUCUGGUAGAUGGCCAGCCCGUCCGGAAAAGUCUGCAACUGGAUGCGUAUGAAAAGAUCGAGGAGUUUAUUAAGGAAGGAAGGGAAAUGCUUAACGGGAAUUCAUUCCCUUUCUCUAUCAAGCUGGACGAUCCAGCUGGGAACUCGUGGGUUGAGCCGAAGCCGGAUGAUGCCAGGAACAAGUGGGUUCGCCAGGAUUACGUACGCACGCCUGUGCAGAAUUCCGCAUUGGGUUUGGCGGAUACUACAGGUGAACAGGCAAAGGAGGACGAUGAUGAGGAUGAGAUUAGACCAGAUGAGGUUCAUACUUUCCCGGCGAGCUGCCCCAGCUGUGCUAGGGCUUGCUGUACACAUAUGAAAUUGGUUGAGAUUCCUCAUUUCAAAGAAGUAGUCAUUAUGAGCACUGUCUGUGAUGAUUGCGGAUGUAAGUCUGCUUUCUAACCCCGAAGCACGCAUAUCGCUAAUAUAUCGUAGAUAAGAGCAACGAGGUAAAAACUGGAGGAGCUGUCCCUUCAAAAGGCCGUAUCAUAACCCUCAAAGUGGAAGAUGAGGACGACUUAGCCCGUGACAUCCUCAAGGUUAACCCAACCCCCCCCCCCCUCCUUCCACUAAACAAUUCAGAACUUCUAACACCCUCCAGUCCGAAACCUGCGCCCUCCAAUGCCCAGAACUCAACCUUGACCUCACACCUGGCACCCUCGGCGGCCGCUUCACAACUCUAGAAGGCCUCCUAACCCAGGUCUACGACGACCUCCACCAGCGCAUCUGGGGUGACGUCCACGGCGAGAGCUCAGACUCCCUAGACAAGCAAACGAAGGACCGAUGGGAAGAGUUCUUUGCCGGUCUCAGAGAUGCCAAAAGUGGGAUGAGGAAGUUCACUUGCAUCCUCGAUGACCCGCUGGCCGCUAGCUAUGUUCAGAACUUGUAUGCCCCGGACCCCGACCCACAGUUGACGAUUGUUGAUGUGGAGAGGACGAAGGAGCAAGAGGAUGAUUUGGGGAUCUCAGAUAUGGUUACCGAGGGGUAUGGGGAGAAGGAGACAGGGGAACAGAAGGAGAGGAGGGCUAAGAGCUGAAGAUUUCCUAAGAAUUCUUGUAAUAGAUAUGGUGUUCUUAUAGAGAUUUGGGGCAAAGGUUGGAAGUUGGAUUUUACUGGCAGCCUAUUGUAUUCUAGCUUGAAUCAUGUUCAAUCGUC